Messenger RNA from Eurypyga helias (sunbittern), 521 nucleotides. RefSeq names its product chromosome unknown open reading frame, human C22orf23. Lineage: Eukaryota; Metazoa; Chordata; Aves; Eurypygiformes; Eurypygidae. The record is from RefSeq and is a predicted model, not a curated record. The annotation marks the transcript as partial. The transcript has 4 exons.
GAGGAGACACCCUGCCCCUCCAGUGCCACCCCACAUCCAGCCAAGAGCCAGUGCCUGCAGCGCCUGCCUUCUCCCCGCCAGUCUGCCAGCCCAUCAAGCUUCCAGCUAAACCGCACCUCCGACCUGCCAAGGUCUGCCAGGCAGGAGAUGCCUACACCCGGGAGAAGUUCAAGCCACGUGCAAGGCGAGAUUUGGAAAAGGAGAAGCAAAGGCUCCAAAACAUCUUAGCGACAGGGAAGGAUGUGGUGGAGCACAAGGCGAUGCCCGUUCAGACAAAGGAAGAGGAGAUACCGGAGCCUGACCGCUUUGAAGAACUGGUGAAUGAAGUUCGGGAAAGGAAGGAGUUCCUGGCAGAGAUGGAAGCGCUAGGACAGGGCAAGAAGUAUCGAGGGAUUGUCCUCACUGAAAUCUCACAGAAAAUGCGUGAGAUGGAGGUCAUUGACAAGAAGAGAAGCGAGGAGAUGAGAGAGACCACGGUGAAAGAUUUCCCUGGUGAGGACAAAUCCGAUCCCCACAACUAG